Molecule: messenger RNA, 1396 nt
Organism: Tachysurus fulvidraco (yellow catfish)
Lineage: Eukaryota; Metazoa; Chordata; Actinopteri; Siluriformes; Bagridae
Product: transmembrane 4 L6 family member 4
Exons: 6
Coding region: 118-720 (200 amino acids)
Cellular component (GO): membrane
Source: RefSeq, a predicted model, not a curated record
CUCUAUCUCUGGAUUUCUCACACACUCCUGUUAACCAAACACAACGCUUGCUCUCUCCACCCUGUGACACACAACUAGUCUUCUACUUCUCUGGUACAGGUUCAUUGCAGUGUAAAGAUGUGUUCCGUCUGUAGCUCAAAAUAUCUGCCUGCGGUCAUGAUUCUUCUGGCAGUAGUGAGCACGCUGGCCAACCUGCUCCUGCUUUUCCCUGGACUCAAUUAUAAAUACCUGUUGGAAAAUAAUAUUACUCCAGAGGCAACAUGGUGCACAGGAAUAUGGGCUGCUGGAUUUGUAGCGCUUGUGGCUAUUCGUGGGUUUGGAUCAAAUGAUACAAAAAAAGGAUGCUGUCAGUUCAGAGCAAAUAUGCUGUGCCGAGUAGCCUACGCAGUUGUGGCUUUGGUUUUUGCUGGCCUCUGUUUCCAGUUCAACAGUACAGGACUGACAAGAGGACCACUGUGUCUGCACAACGGAACUGAGGGUCUGAAGUGGGACAGACCCCUGAGACUUAUGAAUCUGGAUGCAAAAAGUUACCUGUAUGAGCCAGAGAGAUGGGCCUCCGCCUGUGAGGAGCCUCGUGAUGUUAUAGUGUGGAACAUUGUCCUGUUCGCUACCAUCAUGGCAGUCAAUGGACUUCAGGCUAUAUUCUGUGUUGUGCAGAUCCUCAGGGCUGUACAUGGUGCGAUAUUUGGACCUGGAAAGAACAAGGUUAUUCAUGCUUGAAGAACCCAAAGGACUGUUUUAAUCCCUGGAGUAGAUUGCAGGGCUCUCAAGUUUUGAAAACAGGCAAGUGUGACCUCUCCAACCUCCCAGCACCCUCCCAGCACCCUCACCCAGAUCUUACUCAGAUAGUGCUAUUUUCUGAUUGGCUAUUGUGUAGCCUCUUUUUCUGAUUGGCUGACGCGCUUGAUAAAUAUAUGAUAAAUAGUCAAGUUUUUCUGCUUGAGAAAUACGAUGUUUGGCGCUAGAGCGUGCCAAAGGAGUUUUUACACCUGGUCACUUCAUGCGUUUUCUGUGAUCCGAUAGCUAUCCGAUCGUAAAAAGACCAGGUGUAAAUGCCCUCCGAAACAUUUUCGAGACGGAAAUAAAUCCGUUCGUUCAAACCACUUCAGGAGGUGGUCUGGGACGCAUUUCAGAUGAAACUGGACAAGUGUAAAUGCAUGUGGUUGUUCAAGCUACAUAUGUCAGCGCUAUACUCCUCCCAAAUGGAAGUCGUACAUCACACCAGAAACAAAUAUGUUUUCCCACCAGACCAGUACUGGCUUCGAUCUUACACCCAGGUGUCUCGUUUGGUCUUAAAAUGCACUGCUGCUGCCAGCGAAAAUGCAGCAAACAGUAAAUGCUGUUUUUUGUACCAACCGCAUACACCAAAGCGUGUUCCAUUUCAAUUACCCCGGAA